UAUUUCUAAUUUGCGGAUCAAGGUUGUUAGAGCAUACUGCAAUAAAUUUGCUGUCAUAACUUCAGAAUUCACAAAAAUAUUCACUUGCUGAAACGACAUCUAUCAAGAAGCACCAUGGCUGGCAUUAUCAAGCAGGCAACUGGCUUGACUGGAAUGCAUGUGGCUAAAAAUCCCCACCACACGCUGACUGCCCUUUACAACAAGAUUCUUCGAGCCGUCGGCAAGAUGCCGCAGGAUGCCGCAUAUCGACGAUACACCGAGCAAAUUGUGUCUGAGCGUGCUAAGAUUGUUUCCACGACGCCGAAUGUGCGGGAAAUUGAGCAAAAGAUAAACUGCGGCCAGGUAGAGGAGCUGAUCGUCCAGGCAGAGAACGAACUGACGCUGGCUCGUAAAAUGCUCGGUUGGAAACCAUGGGAGCCGUUGGUCAAGCAAGCGCCAGCUAGUCAGUGGGCCUGGCCACCAGCGAAUCUGCCGGAGUUGAAGUGAAACGAUCGCCGGACGCUGUGUGGCAAUCUUUCCUUCCGCUCAUAACACUCGUAGGCAAUGAAAUGUACAAGGCUCGUAUGUAAAUAAAAUGUCGCACAUCAACGAUGCGCAUUUAAGGAACACCACGGA
This is a messenger RNA of Anopheles coustani, 615 nucleotides long. RefSeq names its product NADH dehydrogenase [ubiquinone] 1 alpha subcomplex subunit 5 (gene ND-13B). The coding region runs from base 115 to 486 and encodes 123 amino acids. Lineage: Eukaryota; Metazoa; Arthropoda; Insecta; Diptera; Culicidae. Gene Ontology annotation, biological process: respiratory electron transport chain. The transcript is spliced from 4 exons. The record is from RefSeq and is a predicted model, not a curated record.